This is a messenger RNA of Gordionus sp. m RMFG-2023, 1620 nucleotides long. RefSeq lists its product as uncharacterized. The coding region runs from base 24 to 1550 and encodes 508 amino acids. Gene Ontology annotation, biological process: intracellular protein transport; vacuolar transport. NCBI's taxonomy places the organism in Eukaryota, Metazoa, Nematomorpha, Gordioida, Chordodea, Parachordodidae. The record is from RefSeq and is a predicted model, not a curated record. The transcript has 10 exons. Gene Ontology annotation, cellular component: cytoplasm.
GAUACAUCCAUCCUUAAAAACAUAUGGAUUUUGAUUCUGAAAAUGAUGAUUAUUGGGGUUCAUCGAACAUCAGUUCUAGUAUCUUUUGUGAUGAUGAAGAAGAAAGCAAUUUCGGAACAGCACAAUUAAGUUGUUUGUCAUUGCAAAAUAAAAAGAUAAAUAAAGAUAAUGACUUAUCAUCACCCAAAACUCACGAACUACUAAAAACAUUUCACACAUGGCAAUCAUCUUCCUCUUCCUCUAGCCCCUUGGUGGCUUCUAAACUACCUUCACAAAUCGCUACAGAUAUUUUUACUUACUCGCCGCACCUUAAAAGUUCGCCUCUUAUAUCAAACGCUUUCAAAAAGCCGUCAAUUCAUACGGUAGCGCCCUUUAGCCAACCCAAGAAGUUGAGAGAUGCUAUAUUUUCUUCGCGACGAUUUUCGUUAGCCGGUCCCACCACGACCCAACAUACUCACUCCUCUAAUCCCACGGAUGAACCCUAUUCAAAUACUCAAUCCGACCCACUUUUCCAAAAAAUAAUCGACGAUCUAAUUUACACGGAAUAUUCGCGGCAUCAAAACAUUUUUGAUUUUCGUCAUCAAAGAUUGGCCAGGGUCGUUCUCCCCGAAACAUUGCUAACGCAAUUUAAAUGCAAAUCCGAAAAAAUUCACUUACUGAAAGCCGCCAUCAACUGCGGCGAAGGUAACACUCUUUUGAAAGUUAUUUUGUUCGUCCGGAAUACAUUGUCGCCCGUUAUUUUUUACGAUAUUUUGGCUAUAUUGCCCCGCGCCAGGAAGAGGUAUGUAAGAUAUUUAAAGGAUACAGAUGAAACGAUUGCCAUAGAAUGCUUGAGAUCCUUAUCUCUCCACAAGGAAGCACUGUUUACGGAAUUAUCAUUGGCCAUUUCUGAAAUGAACCGAGAUCUAAUGGACAUAGAUACUGCCACCCCAAAAAUCGGCAUAACUCUGGAUCAAGCCAAUAUUAGUUAUCCGGACAACUUUCUACCGGCCCUCGAAAAGCUAAUAACUCGAGUAACUCAGUGCAGAAUCAAUCUGAGCCCCGAUCUUUUGGAGGAUAAAAAUAUAUUUAAGCAGCUGCUUCAUUAUAACAGUUGCUUGCAAAGACGAUACGUCCUUUGUAAAAUGACCGGACAGUUACGUAAUGAUUUAGGUCAGAAUUGCAGAAAUAUGGUUUUAUCUAAAUCAUCAGGUGAAUUCGAUACCUUAAUUUAUGGGCUAAAAUAUUACGAAACGCAGAGAGCAGAAGAUUGGGCAUCACUUAUAGAUCCCAAUUCGAUAAUCGAAGAAUACUCCAUCAGUCCUCAACUGUAUUCCUGCGCCCUUUUAUUUGCUUUAUGCGAGAAGGCGGCUGAUUGGGAAGAGAUUGAUAACACAUUUCAAUUGAAGACCUUAAUAUCGCAAUAUAUCAAACCCAAAGCCUUGUUAUCUCCAAAGCUAAUAGCUCAUAUUCUAAUCAUGCACAAAGCACCUUUUGAGGUUAUCGUUAAAUAUAUUAAUCGAAUCGAUGAUUCAAACGAGAGAGGUCGCUUAUUCGCCAUGAUUUCUUGAUUGAUAGAAUUUUACAUUAUUUUAUUGAUUUUUAAAUUUAAAAAAUGUGAUGCAAAAUCAAUGCAUUCCA